UAAAAAUUUUUAUUUUGUUUCCUCAAAAGAUACACCAUAAAUCUUAUUUACCCCUUAUCUUUCCAAAUCUUUUGUACCUAGAGAAAGGUACUUUAAAUUUCUUAAAGAGAAAGGAGAGAGUAAAUAAAAAAAUAUUAGAUAUCAAAUGAGAUAGAGAUCUACCAGAUUACGCUUCCCGCAGAAUUUUCAGAUACUUUUCUCCCCGUGAGGUACACAACGCUUCAUCUUCGAAAUUUAUCGCUCCCUCUCAAGGUUGCGAUACGCAACUUCUCGCCUCGUCGCUCUCUCAAUGACAGACAAAUGUCCUCGCUGCUGAUCGCGCUGUUCGCGAAUCGCGAACAAAACGCACCUUCCAACUCCCGUCGAGCCGCGUUUACGCAUCUCGAGGACUUGGCGCAUGUGGCACGGCCUCUGCGAAACGGUGCGUACGUGUGCGUGCGCACACGCCUGGUUUUCCUUAAAGAAACGACGCUCUCUCUCUCUUUCUCUUUCUCUCUCGCAUUCUCUUUCGCGUGUAGUUCGCGAUGCCACGAGAUAACGUAACGUUACAACAACGCGCGGGGAACAACGCGCGCGCGAGACCCGGAGUCAGUACGCUCGUGAACGCGUGUCGGGAAGCACGCGCGUUGCGAGUUCCUAGUCGCGAGUUCGGCGGCCCGAGAUCCGGACGUGCCGGGGGCCGCGAUUGAAAGAAAAGACCGGGAAAAAAAAGAAACUGACACUUUCGAAACUUCACGUUUGGCACCAUGAAUAAGACGGAAUUCAACAUUGUCCUGAGCACGGAGCCACCGAGGACGUCUCCGAGCGUGAUUCACUCUCACAUUCCGGUGCCCAGAAUAUCGGCCACGAUCAAGGCCCAAGAGAGAUGUCCUCCAAAGCGCAGAGGAUCCUUCGAGAAGCUCGGCCGCGGGACCGGCAACGUAGCGGCUCAACGAGCGUCUUUCGAAAAGCUCGAAGCUUCAGUCGUACAGCUGAGGUCACGUAACAAUAACCAACUGUCAAGCUCUAGCAUCGAGAUACGAAAUUCCGAGGAGAAGACGACGCCGGCAAGUGGUUACAAGAUGAACGACGUUGUCAGGCUCAACAGGAGCAACAGCUUCCAGGACAGCAAGUGGAAGUGCAAAUACGAGGACUCGGAGAAGAAACGGAAACAUUUGCUGCAAAAGAGCGAAACUGUGAGUAAAGAACACGCUGAUUUGGAGAAAAAAUAUCAACAAUUGCAGAGGGAAAAUAAUGCGCUGCAAUCGCAAAUUCAAGAGAAGGAGCAAAAACUGUUAAAAUUGCGAACAGUUUCUGAGGCCGUGUGUAAGGAAUACGAACAAUUAAAGCAUCAAUAUGACGUGGAAACGAACGCGAUGCAUAAAGCUAUGCAACAAGCUUCUCAAUGGUAUCGACAAAACCGGGAGCUGAAGCGAAGAUCCCAAAUCAUGGCCCAGAAAUUUUUACAUAGCAAUCCGGAUGAGUCACUGCAUUUUGAUGUGUCCGACGAAGUGGACGCGAACUUCGAAGAUCUGGAUCAGUUGAGGCAAACGAUGAAAGAAUUGAGCGGCGAAAUAGCGCGACUGCAAACAGAACUUCAUUCCGCGCGUCUUCAAGAAUUCGAGGCGCAGGAGCAGGUGACGCAGCUGACCACGCAGCUGGAAGAGGAGAGAGCCCUUCGACAAAAAGGUGAGGAAAAAAUUAACGAGAUGAAAGUGCACAAGGAAAACAUGGAAAGAGUCACGAAAAUGGUGGCCGAAGAAGUGCAGACCCUGAAGACGCAAUGUGAUCGCGAGAGAGAAAGCGCAAAAAUGCUAAAAAUGGAAGCCGAGAGGGUUCAAAAAGAACGAAACGUCUUAGCGCAUCAAAGCGCUCUUCUUAUGGCCGAGGUCGGAGACGAUCCGAACGGCAGAUUGUUAACCGUUUUGCAAGAGGUGGAAUCCCUGAAGAGGCUACUGGAGGAGGAACAGCAAAAUCAUGCUUCUCAAGUACAGAUGUUGCAGGAGAAAUUAGAGGAAAAAGAAUCGAAUGUAGAAUUUGAAAUUGUCGAGGAAAAGUUAAAACUCGCGGAAUCUGAAUUAGAAGUAGUUCUACAGAGAGCCGAAAGGGCCGAGAAAUCGGUAGAAGAGCUGGAAAAUGUCGUGCUCUGCUUAAAAGAAAAAAUUAGCGCGUUAGAGGAGAAAGUUUCGAAACCGCCGCCGCCACCGUUACCACCUCCUCCACCUCUGCCGAUGUCGACAACUGGCCAGUCGUCAAUAAAAUUGCUGACGAAAGAAAAAUUGACCUCCGAACGCACUGCCGUAAGCGAUAUGGAGAAUAUGCUUGGCAUUACGCCGAAAAAAUCGCCUGCGGUCGCGCAACAACCCGCUAUCGACGAUAUUAUUAAUCAAAUUAAAGGCGGGCGUUUCACGCUGAAACAAACAGAUAAACAAAGAGAAGAAGAGCGGAAAAGACGACAAGAAGCAGAGACUAAGCCACCAGCAGUUUCUGAAAUGUUAAACAUUCUUGGUACUAUGAGACGAAGAGCUAAGCCGAUAAGACAAUCACUCAAAUUUACAGACACAGCAUCAUAG
Molecule: messenger RNA, 2552 nt
Organism: Pogonomyrmex barbatus (red harvester ant)
Lineage: Eukaryota; Metazoa; Arthropoda; Insecta; Hymenoptera; Formicidae
Biological process (GO): neuron projection morphogenesis; positive regulation of neuron migration
Cellular component (GO): cell leading edge; cytoplasm; axonal growth cone
Source: RefSeq, a predicted model, not a curated record